AUGGAGGCUUUGUCUGGGCAACUGGAGGAACUGCGGCUGAAUAGCAGUAAGCUCAAUGAAGAUGAAGGCUGGAUAGACUCAUUAGCCGGCAAACAGCAGGCACCCAAACGCCAGCGGAAAACCAAAGAGGCCAUCAAAAAGGAGCUCGAGCAAGAGUUCCUGACGCCCUCCCGGUCUUUCAAUACGCAGUGGCUUAACCGAUUCCAGCAGCGCUGGGAUGCUCCUACAAACUGCCGCAGUCUGUUUCAGAUCGCCCCGACACAAACCCGCACCAUUAUCCGCUUCACUCGAGAAGGCCUGGAAGGCAGAGUCACUGGAUACAAGGAGGUCACUGUGCCUGCAAACUCUGCAACCGCUAAAAACUCUACAUCCCUCCUUAGAAAACCCGCUAGUAGAGCCGAAUUCGUCCGUGGUGCCGCUGGAUUUUUUCCUUUCGCACCCGGUGGUUUAGAAGGCGUGGAAGCAAUCGCCGCAAUUGAGGACGAGGCCAUUCAACAGCAAGAAAAUUCUCAAGGAAAGAAAACCGGAGGUCUCGACCGGGUGAUCAAUUUUAGCGCUGAAGGUGGUCUGCUGGAGAUUCCACCUGGGUUCACACGCGGCCUGGACCUGCAGAAGAAGCCCGCUACAGAUUCGAACGUCGCUCAGGAGGUGGAAGACACUUUGGGACAGGCAUCUGCUCCUGCAGCUGAAACCAAGGCUGACGAAGAGGCUGACACUGACAACGUCGGUGCGAACGGACUUGAUGUGCCUGAGGAUGGCCAAGACCCGGGAGAAGAAGAAAUCGAUGCUCUCUUGCCGGUAGAGUUUCCUGCUCUAGCUCCUCAUGGUCCCCUUGCUAUGGGUACUGCGAGAAAAGGUGGAAGAGAGUGGGCCCACAUGGUUGACAUCAACCGCGACAUCACCAAUUUCCGGGAACUUGUACCUGAAAUGGCACGUGAAUAUCCCUUCGAGCUGGAUACCUUCCAGAAAGAGGCAGUCUAUCAUCUCGAGAAUGGGGAUUCAGUCUUCGUAGCUGCACAUACCUCCGCAGGCAAGACUGUCGUUGCAGAAUAUGCAAUUGCACUUGCUGCCAAGCAUAUGACCAAAGCCAUUUACACUUCCCCAAUCAAGGCUCUUAGCAACCAAAAGUUCCGCGAUUUCCGUCAGACAUUUGAUGAUGUUGGCAUCCUGACUGGAGAUGUGCAGAUCAGGCCAGAAGCUAGCUGUCUCAUCAUGACUACGGAGAUUCUUCGAAGCAUGUUGUACCGUGGCGCUGACCUGAUCAGAGACGUCGAGUUUGUCAUCUUCGACGAGGUGCACUACGUCAACGACCUGGAACGUGGUGUGGUAUGGGAAGAGGUCAUUAUCAUGCUUCCUGAGCAUGUGACACUCAUUCUCUUGUCUGCUACUGUUCCAAAUACCUAUGAAUUUGCUUCUUGGGUGGGUCGCACGAAAAAGAAAGACAUUUAUGUUAUAUCCACGCCCAAGCGUCCCAUUCCCCUAGAGCACUAUCUUUGGGCUGGAAAAGGCAUGCACAAGAUUGUCACAGCAGACAAGAAGUUCAUCGACAGCGGUUGGAAAGACGCAAACGAUAUUCUUUCUGGAAAAGACAAAAUAAAGGCACCAGCCACAAACGACUCACAGGCUGGCAGAGGUGGUGGCCGUGGAGGCUCAUCUGCUAGAGGAGGUCAGAACCAAAGGGGAAGAGGACAACAAGGAGGCAGUCGGGGCGGAGCUCCCCGCGGCGGGGGCCCACCAGCAGCCAGAGGCCGUGGAAACAUUGCAAGGACAGGCCGUGGCGGAGGCCGCACCACUGCUGCACAGGAUCGUAACAUAUGGGUGCAUCUCAUUCAACAUCUGCGUACCAAAGAUCUGUUACCAGCCUGUAUAUUCGUGUUCUCGAAGAAGCGUUGCGAAGAAAAUGCAGAAGCACUCUCGAACAUUGAUUACUGCACCGCUGCAGAAAAGAGUGCUAUUCAUAUGACCAUCGAAAAGUCACUGGCUAGGUUAAGCCGCGAAGACCGUGAGCUUCCACAGAUCAAACGUUUGAGAGAGUUACUUGGUCGAGGUAUUGCGGUCCAUCACGGUGGCAUGUUACCUAUUGUCAAAGAGGUCGUAGAGAUACUCUUCGCCAAAACGCUCGUCAAGGUCCUCUUUGCAACUGAGACUUUUGCCAUGGGCCUUAACCUCCCUACCAGAACAGUCGUCUUUUCUGGAUUCCGGAAGCACGAUGGUCGAGAGUUCCGCGACCUACUUCCUGGUGAAUACACACAGAUGGCCGGUCGUGCAGGACGUCGAGGUCUCGACACAGUUGGCACUGUCAUCAUCUGCGCGCCUGGCGCCGACGAGGCACCACCAGCAGCAAGGCUUCGACAGAUGAUGCUUGGAGAACCCACCAAGCUUAGGUCACAAUUCCGUCUCACAUACAACAUGAUGUUGAAUCUUCUGCGUGUCGAAGCACUGAAAAUUGAAGAGAUGAUCAAACGUAGUUUCAGCGAGAAUGCGACCCAGGCUCUAUUGCCAGAGCACCAAGGCAAGGUCAAACUCUCAGAAGCCGAAUUGGAGAAGAUCAAACGUGAACCUUGCGACAUUUGCGAUAUCGACCUAGAAGCCUGUCACCAGUCCUGUGAGGACUACAAGAGACUAACCAACGAGAUGCAUCUGAGCCUUCUCAUUAACCCUGUUGGGCGACGAGUAUUUAGCAAGAAUCGUCUGAUUGUUUACAAAAAGGAUAAUAAACGCACAGCAGGCAUGCUCAUGCAGGAUGGUACGAGCAGAGGUAAUGAACCUACGGUGAAGGUUUUAGAGGUAGCCCAACACCAAGAUCGUAAGCCUGACGACCUACUACCAUAUCUCGGUCCGUUCGCACAUCUGUAUCGAAAAAUGCCGAACAAGCCGGGGGAUCUGAUUCUCAAGACUGCGUUUGUACCCUUGAACGAUAUCGAGUGUUUUACAAAGACUACCAUUGAUGUCCCUGACUCUGUCCAAAAUCUCAACCGAAAGAAAGAUACGCUAAAGCUGGCCCAAGACCAAUUCUUGCCGCUAUGCGGGUCAUGGGACUAUGAGGACUGGGAUGAAUACGAUUACAGCCGCAUCAAUAGCCUCAAGUUCCGAGAACUGGAAGAGGCUCGCAAGAAGGAGGGACUGAAUGCGGUUAGCAAAGAGUGUUUGAGGUGUCCCAACUUCCUAAAACAUUUUGCCAUGGAACACGAUCAGUGGCUCAUCAAGGAAAACAUCCAUGCACUCCGACAACUCAUGUCAGACCAGAAUCUCCAGCUCCUUCCCGAUUACGAACAGCGUAUCCAAGUCCUCAAAGAUCUUGGCUUUGUUGACGAAGGCUCGCACGUAGAGCUAAAAGGCAAGGUAGCCUGCGAGAUCCACUCGGCAGACGAGCUGGUCCUUACCGAACUCGUUUUGGAAAACGUACUCGCCGAGUAUGAGCCCGAGGAGAUCGUCGCACUGCUCUCGGCGUUUGUCUUUCAGGAAAAGACCGAUGUGGAGCCCACUCUGACAGCGAGCCUGGAACGUGGCGUGGCCAAAAUUGUCCAAAUUUCAGAAAAGGUCAACGAGAUUCAGACUAAACAUCAGGUCAUCUUGUCGGCGGAUGACUCGAACGACUUCGUCAGCAAGCCCCGCUUUGGAAUGGUCGAGGUCGUCUACGAGUGGGCACGCGGUAUGUCAUUCAACAGGAUAACUGACUUGACAGACGUCAUGGAGGGUACAAUCGUCCGCGUCAUUACUCGUCUGGAUGAGACAUGCCGUGAAGUCAAGAACGCAGCUCGGAUUAUCGGAGAUCCGACGCUCUUCCAAAAGAUGGGAACAUGCCAGGAACUUAUCAAACGGGACAUCUGCAAUUGUGCCAGUCUGUACCUGUAG
Messenger RNA from Bipolaris oryzae ATCC 44560, 3855 nucleotides. RefSeq lists its product as uncharacterized. Gene Ontology annotation, molecular function: RNA helicase activity; ATP binding; RNA binding. Gene Ontology annotation, biological process: nuclear-transcribed mRNA catabolic process, 3'-5' exonucleolytic nonsense-mediated decay. The record is from RefSeq and is a predicted model, not a curated record. Gene Ontology annotation, cellular component: Ski complex. The transcript has 6 exons. The coding region runs from base 1 to 3855 and encodes 1284 amino acids. NCBI's taxonomy places the organism in Eukaryota, Fungi, Ascomycota, Dothideomycetes, Pleosporales, Pleosporaceae.